AUUGUGUCAAUGUCCAAAUAUUUAUGGGCCUAACUGUACAUACUGGCAGAGCCACAUUGGCCUUGGUUACAGAAGCAUAGCACAUCAAAUACACAAUACAAUGAAAUAAAUUUGUCUAUGGUAUUGUGCUGGGUUGAGACAAGACAUUUUAGCUAGUGUUAAUGUUACUUGGGAACACUAACAAAGUUGGCAAUUGAAAAAUACUAGGCACAUUUUGUUUUUAAAAUUUUUAUUUUUUUACAAAAGAAAGUUAAUGUAAACAAUCAGUUCAUAUGACCGCAUUUUGCGAAUGUUUUAAUAUCUAUAUUCCACUUUGGUACUGUAAAAAGUAUUUCAUUAGCAGGCUCGGAUGUAAAUUGGAUUGAGAAUUUUGAAACAUACCAACAAUGACAAACAUUUUCUGACCUUUUGUCUUAACAUGUUUUAAAGUCUUCACACUAUUUUGAAAUAGCAUCAUGUAGCCAAUCACAAACUAGACCUCAUUCUAUCCUCUUUUCUGAGAAAAACAAGUAAAAAAGAUAACUAAGUUAAAGUAUUUUCCACGCUAUUGGAAAAAGGUCACCUCAGUCUUAGUUCCAUUUGAUUUUGAUUGAUUGGGACUUUUAUUAGUAGAUUGCACAGUGAAGUACAUAUUCCGUACAAUUGACCACUAAAUGGUAACACCCGAAUAAGUUUUUCAACUUGUUUAAUCAUAAUUGAUUCAUGAUACAGAUAUAUACUAUCAGAUAUAUACUAUCAUCAUAAUACACAAGAUAAUCAUCAGGGUAUAUACAUUGAAUGAUUUAAAUUAUUUACAAUCCGGGGUGUGGGAUGUGGAGGGGGGGUUAGGUUUUGUUGUUAUCAUCACUUCAGUCAUCAACAAUUGAGAACAGAAAUGGACAUAGGUCUGACUUGGUAGGAUAUGUACAGCAAGUAGUGGACAUAGACAGAGAGACAGAUCAGAAAGCAUAAGAAAAAGUAUCUACAUUUGAUUAUUAACAAUUGUUGGUUUUGAUUGGAUGUAAUUUGAGGUCUCAAGAGUUCUGUUUUUGUCAGGUUGUUGUUUUUGCUCAUCAGCAUGCGUGAAUUCCAAAAGGGAGCUACACUUCUUGCUGUUUAUCUUUGAGCCAACUUGCGCUGUGGGCUAACUGAGGCUUCCUCUUUUGUUCGCCCUUGAUGUAAGAAGGUGGAGCUUGGUAGAGUUCCUCCGAGUUAGGGUCGCUGUUCUACGUGCAGUUUUGGUUCUUGCAUGUGUUACUCCCUGCUGUCUCUGGGACUGAAGAGCCUUGAGUGAUAUGAAGAUGAUUGGGAUCCGUUUCCUGUGGACUCUGUUGGUGAUUCACUGUGUGUUUGUGUGCGGUGACAUUCAAUUCCUUGAGAGGCAGGAGGGCGACUUGGUAGUCUUUCCUUGCUCCAUCAAGUCCAGCAUCCAUUCACCUGCAGCCUUCUCUUUAAAGCGCACUUGGUUGCAUCCUGAUGAUGUUCUCUUCAAGUACAAGGGGACAGAGGCGCAUGUGGAAAAGGCUCAUGACAAACGGCGUCUGGCGGUCAGCGGCGACCCAAGCAGCCACUCUGUGAAUGUGACAAUGUCUGACCUCAAAGCCAAUGACACCGACCGAUACGUUUGUGAGUUUGUGAUAGAGAACCCUUCUUCUGAGGAUGAACACCGAACAGGAGAGACAGAAUUCUUCCUCCUUGUUGAUACUGACGCCCCCGGUGGUUGGGUGGACGUUGGGCCGAUAGAAGUGUGCGCCGGGGGCUCGGCCGUCAUCCCCUGUCUCCCCCCCCACGGCGAGGACCUGCCAGUGGAGGGGGUGAGCCUGACGAGGCGAAGGGGCCGAGAUCCCGUGGAGCUGCUCUACCACUCCAAGCGCCACCACCGCACCGGACCGCCGCCCUCCUCCGCUUCCUCCUCCUCACGCUUCCAGCUGUGGUCGUCCCCGGGCCCCACGGGCUUCACGUACAACCUCACCCUGCGUCAGCUGCAGCCAGAGGACGGCGGCUUGUACAGCUGCCAGCUCCUCCUGCGCGGCCGCCAUGACGGUAGCACGUCACUAGACAGCCGACGGGCUGUCUUUGUUUCCGUGCAAGGUCAGUGCAGCUCCUCCGGCUACACCACGCUGCUGUACGCGCUCUCUUCCUCUGUGGUCGUCCUCCUCCUGCUGCUCGCCACGCUGCUGCUCUGCCAAAAAAAAGCGUGCGGCUCCAAGCAGCACCCUCAAGUGCCCAUCUACGAGGAGAUGGUUGGCGUGCAGACCCCCACUGACAAAUUGGAUCCUCUGCAUCUGGAGGAGCCGAGCGUGUACAGAAACUGCCGGGGGAAGAAAUCCUGCCCAGAAAACGAGUACGAAACUUCAAGCGGGGCUCUAAAAGUAAAGUAGAACUCGUUUAGUCAGAUGUCAAACUAGCUGGAUUCUGAAUAGCUUGAUGCAAACAUUACGUCUAUGCUCGCCAAUAAGUUAUGUCGUGGUACAUCCACACAAACGCAGCUCUCCCAAUUCCCCUUUUGCGUCCGUCCGAACUCUUUAGAUGAACUUUUCAAAGUCAGAAAAUAUAUUACCCUCAAACAUCCGGAGCAUAUUCUCUUGUGCGGCCACAACAUUAUCUUGCUGUUCACUUGUGUCGCAAAAUAUUCUCACAACAUUCUCAGUGCAUAUUAAACCUAAACACCUACUACUCUAAAGCAGACCUGGGCAAAUUAAGGCCCGGGGGCCGCAUGCGGCCCGUUAAACUUUUCAAUCUGGCCCACCGGACAUUCCCAAAUGUUUUUUUUAGAUUUUUAAGAUGGAAACUGUAGCUGCCAUUAUGAUGUGCAGUGAUGUUUUCAAAUGACCGUAAGUAUUGAACUAUACAAAGUAUUACAAUGGUUGGAAUCUGUGCUUUUGCAUGAUAUACUAGUUACCAUGGUAACCUAAGUCACAGCAGCUCAGACGAGGCACCAAGCAGUGUGGGAGCGUUUCCACAGAGUGUUUCCAGAGCGUCCAGCCUGAAAUGCUGGUGUCAGGGACAGACGCGGAAGGAGAUUUUUACUACAAAGUUCUAAAGCUUAGUGAUAUCUCAGAUAUAUCAGAUUGUAGGGGGGGGGUUAGCCAUCGCGUUCAUAUUUCGCUGUUUGUUGCAUUUCUGUUGCAUUUCGCUUGAUUGUAAAAUAUGUCGAUCGAGAGGGGGUGUGACGUUCAUAUGUUGUCAAUAUUCAGUGUUUUAUCAUUCAUAGUUACCGUAUUUUUCGGAGUAUAAGUCUCACCGGCCGAAAAUGCAUAAUAAAGAAGGAAAAAAAACACAUAAGUCGCACUGGAGUAUAAGUCGCAUUUUUUGGGGAAGUUUAUUUGAUAAAACCCAACACCAAGAAUAGACAUUUGAAAGGCAAUUUAAAAUAAAUAAAGAAUAGUGAACAACAGGCUGAAUAAGUGUGUUAUAUGACGCAUAAAUAACCAACUGAGAACGUGCCUGGUAUGUUAACGUAACAUAUUAUGGUAAGAGUCAUUCAAAUAACUAUAACAUAUAGAACAGGGGUGUCAAACUCAUUUUAGAUGGGGGGCCACAUGGAGAAAAAUCUACUCCCAAGUGGGCCGGACUGGUAAAAUCACGGCACGAUAACUUAAAAAUAAAGACAACUUCAGAUUGUUUUAUUUGUUUAAAAAUAGAACAAGCACAUUCUGAAAUUGUACAAAUCAUAAAGUUGUUUUUUUUUACAAUUACCUGUUGCGGUUAAUAGUAUAUAUACUUUUUUUGUCGUUAUUUAUAUUUUCUGAAUAAAUUAUGUGAUAAUUUUCAUCAGUCAACUCAUUGGUGUUCAUUUUCAAUCUAUCAAGAUAAAACAAUUAUAUCAAAAUCAAAUUACAAGAUGUUAUUUAUGCAGUUUGAUCAUUUUCCUCGACUGAUGUACUAACGUCAUGAGGUUUAUUUUGUACAUAUGUAGCAUCAUCUACAAAGAUACAAAGAAUUGCUAUUGUGCCAUCUAGUGGACACAUUUAGAACAGCUGUUUCUUUCAUUCAAAAAUUUCAGGUUCAUUUUUAUACUCAGCAAACUCAUCCCGCGGGCCGGAUAAAACCUGUUCGCGGGCCUGAUCCGGCCCUCGGGCCGUACGUUUGACACCCCUGAUAUAGAACAUGCUAUACGUUUACCAAACAAUCUGUCACUCCUAAUCGCUAAAUCCCAUGAAAUCUUAUACGUCUAGUCUCUUACGUGAAUGAGCUAAUUAAUAUUAUUUGAUAUUUUACUGUAAUGUGUUAAUUUCACACAUAAGUCGCUCCUGAGUAUAAGUCGCACCCCCGGCCAAACUAUGAAAAAAAACUGCGACUUAUAGUCCGAAAAAUACGGUAAUAUUGCAAAUCCCACAUUCUUUAUUUUCAUGCACAUUCUGGGUGCCUCAUUCAGUAAAAAUUUUUUUAAUUCCAUUCCAUAUUUUCAGGCGGUCUGUCUUAAUGUUUUAGCAUUCAAUCCGACAUUAUUGUGAGGUUUUGUGUUAGUGAUCCUAAAAAUAGAUAUACCGGCCCCCAGACACAUUUCUUUCUCUAAAUUUGGCCCCCUGAGUCAAAAUAAUUGCCCAGGCCUGCUCUAAAGUAUAGAGACGUUUUACUUUUAUAGUAUUUUUCCUUGCUUUUUGCCGAAGUGUGAGGGCAGUUCCUAUGUUUGUGGGACACAAAGCAUUGCCAGAUGUACAAUGAUUAUCAUUUUUGGGUCAUUCCCACAACUCCGUGCCAUUCCCGCGUUGUGACUUGCACAACAUUUCCAUCCAAUAUUUUACUUCCUGAACAUUGGAAGGAUUCAAAAGGUUGUUUAUCAGACUUAACACCAGGACGUAAUUAUUUAAAGUAUUAAAUGUAUUCUAUUAUUUUACAUUUCUUCAGAAAUUGACAAAAUACUCGACAGCAAAAAGUAGAAAUAGUAUAAUGUUUAUGAUUUAAAAGUGCCCCAGCUCACGAGCUUUUCUGUAUACCAGCUGUCCUGCUGCUUUUUGUUAUGCUUUAGGUUACCAGCUAGUUGGCAAAUGUUACAGUGAACCCUGUAAGAUCCAACCAAAACAUCCGAUGUCCUACGCGCUAGCUUUAGCCUAGAGCUAGAAAUCGACAUAACUUUGUUUUUUUCACGACGGAAAGGAAGAAAGUGCGUGUGAAAGUCAGUGCUAGGAAGAAGCAGAUAUUAAUUGAAUAAAAAAAAAAUAAAACAUCUAAAACAUGACAAAGCGUGUAGCUGACUUGAAGUAGUUGGUGUAUCACUGCAAGUUUGCACCAAACUGAGUCCAUAAUGCCAGCCAAGAAUGUUAAAAUUGUAUAAAUGGCAGAUUCAUUGAAGCUGCUGAUGGUGUGUUUGACAGAAACAGCUCAGUGUAGAAGUCCACUCUCCCAAAGUAAAUGCUGUACAUUUCUAAAACUACUGUAAUUGCUUGCAGUGCAUUCUAGAUAUGUUGUUUUUAUUCUAUAUUUCCUAUCUGAUAAGUUUAUUUUUCUUUUUAAAAGACAUGUUAAAACUGUUUGCUUUAAUAACGGCCAAAUACCAAUAAUUUAUUAUAAUUCCUUUCAGUCGGCAUUUCACAAUACCAGCUAUGUCACAAAACCAUUUACAGUCCACACAAAGUAUUCACAGUGCUUCACAUUUUCCACAUUUGAGGACAAACAUUAAUUAAUUCAUUUUGGAAUAACUCGUCUCCGUCUUCUUCCCACCUCCAAAGACAUGCACCUGGGGAUAGGUUGAUUGGCAAGACUAAAUUGGCCCUAGUGUGUGAAUGCGAUAGACUUGUCCAUCUGAGUGCAGCUGGGAUAGGCUCCAGCACCCCCAUGACUCAGAGGGACAAGCGGUAGAAGAUGGAUGAAUGGAAUAACUUGUAACAUAAAAUGUGGAAAAAGUGAAGCGCUUAGAAUACUUUCUGGAUGCAUUAGAGAAUAAAUAAAAUACAUUUUUCUUUGAAAAGUAAAGCUAAAAGUGCUUGUAUGAUCUGAUAGUGUUCAGUUUUCCUGAAAAGAAAGAAAAAGACGACAAACUGAAAUAACAGCCAAGAAAAUCUGUACUUUAUUAAUAGAAUCGGAAAUAAGCUCCAUAAAUUCACAUGGAAACUUGUUUUUGUCCGGUGCAUGUCCUUAACAAUCACAUUCUAUGAGGAAAAGGAACAACAUUAAAAGCCACAACUUUGUAUUUCAGUUACAGACAUUUUUUUUUCCCACGUUUUUUUAUUUUCUUUUUAAAGUAAAGGCAAAAGUACCCACAUUACCCCCCCGCCCCCCAAUCCUAAAAA
Entelurus aequoreus (snake pipefish) is the source of this 6212-nucleotide messenger RNA. RefSeq lists its product as uncharacterized. Gene Ontology annotation, biological process: adaptive immune response. Gene Ontology annotation, cellular component: membrane. The record is from RefSeq and is a predicted model, not a curated record. NCBI's taxonomy places the organism in Eukaryota, Metazoa, Chordata, Actinopteri, Syngnathiformes, Syngnathidae. The transcript has 5 exons. The coding region runs from base 1275 to 2360 and encodes 361 amino acids. Gene Ontology annotation, molecular function: signaling receptor activity.